This is a messenger RNA of Sesamum indicum (sesame), 1964 nucleotides long. Its product is annotated as AAA-ATPase At3g28580. NCBI's taxonomy places the organism in Eukaryota, Viridiplantae, Streptophyta, Magnoliopsida, Lamiales, Pedaliaceae. The record is from RefSeq and is a predicted model, not a curated record. Gene Ontology annotation, molecular function: ATP binding; ATP hydrolysis activity.
GUAGUCCUCCCCUUAAAACGAUGUGAAAAGAAUCUUUAUGUUAUGACACCUUUAAAGUGGUUGCUCUUCUUAUAGCUACGAAUAUUAUAAACGUGCACUUAGGAACUUUCCGACUGCUUUUCUUUUAUGAAACUGACGUGAAAAUGCCAACAAUCACCCACGACCCAUCUGUAAUUCACUCCCCUUGUCUCCAUCUAUAAAUACUGCAGCAUAAUUAGCUUGGAGCAUCAAUCGAUUAAGCUAACAGACAAGAAGAGAGGGUGCAAGAAUGGGGGGGUUUUGGGACAACUUUAGCACCCUACUGCUGAUAACGACGACUUGGCAAAGGAUUAUGCCCGAGGAGCUCUGGUACCACAUCAACAGGUUUCUUCAAAAACUUGUGAAUGCAAUCAACCCCUACAUCGAGAUCACGUUCCACGAGUUCCCUCCGGACAGUCAUAUGCGAAGCGAUGCCUAUGGUGCCAUCGAAAUCUAUCUUGGAGCCAAUCUUUCUCAAAAGGCCGAGCGCCUCAACGCGAAUACGGCCGACGGGAGCCGUUCAGUGGCCUUGAGCAUAGACGACUACGAAGAAAUAACCGAUGUUUACAAUGGCGUAAAGGUUUGGUGGACGAGAAGCAAGAGCUUCCCAAGAUCAAAUGUGAUCAGUUUCUAUGGCCGUGACGAGGAGAGGAGGUCUUAUGUUCUGACAUUUCGUAGGCGCCACCGUGAUAUUGUCGUCGGGUCCUAUUUGAGCCAUGUUUUAAGCGAGGGGAAGGCCAUUGCAAAGCGCAAUAGGCGUCAGAGGCUUUACACAAACGUAAGUGGGGACAAUGGCUGGGGAGAUGAUGAAAAGAUGAUGUGGAGGCACGUCGCGUUCGACCACCCUGCCACAUUCGACACUUUAGCCAUGGAUCCUGAGAAGAAGAAGGAUAUUAUGGAUGAUUUAAUUGCAUUUACAAAGGGUAAAGAGUACUACAGGCAGAUUGGCAAAGCUUGGAAACGUGGUUAUUUGCUGUAUGGUCCCCCAGGGACUGGCAAAUCAACCAUGAUUGCUGCCAUGGCUAAUUUUCUCCACUACGACGUCUAUGAUCUUGAGCUGACUGCAGUUAAAGAUAACACUGAGUUGCGGAAGCUAAUGAUUGAGAUUUCCAAAAGGGCCAUUGUAGUGAUAGAGGACAUCGAUUGUUCACUCGACAUCACUGGGAAAAGACGGGCAAAUACUACCGACAAAAAAGACAACGAUGAGAAAGAUGUGAAGGACGUUAUCGCUAACACGGCUACAGACAAUGAGCGUGGUAAUGAUGAAGAGAGCAAGAUCACUCUAUCUGGGCUUUUGAAUUUCAUCGACGGGCUGUGGUCAGCCAGCGGUGGGGAGAGAAUCAUCGUGUUUACGACCAAUUACGUUGAAAGACUCGACCCUGCCCUCAUUAGGAGAGGGCGUAUGGACAAGCACAUAGAGAUGUCUUACUGCUGCUUUGAGGCCUUCAAAGUGCUUGCCAAGAACUAUCUCAAACUCGACUCCCACGAAAAAUUUGAAAAUAUCAAGAACUUGUUGAAGGAAAUCGACAUAAGUCCAGCAGAUGUUGCAGAGAAUUUGAUGCCAAAGUCUCCAGAAAUGAGUUCUGAGGAGUGUUUGGGGAACUUGAUCACAGCACUCCACCAGGCAAAGGAAGAAGCAGCAGUAAGCAGAAAAGCAAAGAAAAUAGACGCAGAAACACAAGAUAAAGAAAGUGAAGUGAAACAACAAAGUGGGACAACAUCUAAAGAGGAGGUUAACGUGGGUUUUCGGAAAAUGAUGAUCAGAAUCUUAGCUGAAAAAUAUAAUUGUUUUCGCUAAUAGAUAGCAUCUACCUUUUAUUAUGAUUAGAGAGUUAGCUUACUUUUCUACGUUAAUAAGAUUGUUUUCUGAUAUUUACUAUUGUAUCAAAACAAUGAAUUUCUGUUGACACUUGUAAUUAAGGCUUAAAUAUAUUUUUAAACCUAUA